AGUCGCCUUCAACCUCUCUCCCCCUUCAAAGGAGUUAAGCUCCUCCCGCACGCGUCCCCGAGACCUCGCUCCUCGCGAAUCGACGCUGCCGAAACUCGGCAAUGAGGAGCAGCUGGCGAGACCAUGGAAGAUCUGGGCCAGCCGUUCGCUAGUGCGACCCGAUCUCCUCACAAGACAUCAACGUACGGCUCUAGACAGGGCGUGUCAUCCCAAAGGACCGUUGUCGAUCCGUCCGCCAACCGACGGCAUCUGAUGCUGGACGAUGAGGGCGACGACGAAGAUCAGGAUGACGAAGAGGGUUACUACGGGAAGGACGUGAGACAAGGGAACGAGGAAGAUGAACAGCGAUAUUCCGCGGCGGAGGAUGAUGAGGAGGAGGAGCAAUCAGUCACUCCAGUCCCCAGGAGCCACACGCCUGGCCGACUUGCUGGAGCCAGGAGCAAUGUCCCGAGCGAUCAGCCGCGCAGCAACAAAGCAACCGCUGAAUUGGCCAUUCGCCAACGAGCAAUCUCGGCCUCGCACCCGCACCCGCCAGCGACUCGCCCGACGGGCCAAAGAAAGUCGACCGCAGACAGUCUUCCCGACGUCCCUCCCCUUCCUCGCGAUGGCGAAGUAGAACAAAAGACGGCAGCGGCUGCAGCAGCCGCAGCAGCUGCUGUAGCCGCAUCAUCAAGAGCAACAUCUGCCGUGUCAGCUCGCCAAACAAGCUCCAUCAUGGCUCGUCCAUCGGCCGGCAAACAUACCACGUUCCCCCCGUUGCCGAGACCCGGUGAUGGGCCAGAGGUCCCUCCAGCCCCGGCAUCCGGCAUGUACUGGUCGAAGGCACCAAUAUCCGGAGCUGCACACUCGAAUCUCCGAGCUCAUACGACGACGCUGAUCGGCUCCAAUGUAUACGUUUUCGGCGGCUGCGAUGCAAAGACAUGCUUCAACUCUAUGUACGUCCUUGAUGCGGACUCGUUCUACUGGUCUGUGCCACACAUGGUUGGGGAUAUUCCUAUGCCUCUCCGAGCUAUGACAUGCACAGCAGUUGGGAAGAAGCUCGUCGUAUUUGGAGGUGGUGACGGCCCGACAUACUUCAACGAUGUCUACGUCCUCGAUACGGUCAAUUUCCGCUGGACCAAGCCUCGUAUCAUGGGAGACAAGGUGCCUUCGAAACGUCGCGCCCAUACGGCAUGCCUAUACAAGAACGGCAUCUACGUCUUUGGUGGAGGUGAUGGCGUGCGUGCCCUGAACGACAUCUGGCGGCUCGAUGUCAGUGACAUGAACAAGAUGUCGUGGAGACUGAUAUCCGGUGCCGAGAAGACAGCUCCGGGAACACGGGAGCGUCGGCCGAAAGCUCGCGGCUACCACACAGCCAACAUGGUCGGCAGUAAGCUCAUCAUAUUUGGUGGAUCGGACGGUGGCGAAUGUUUUGACGACGUGUGGAUCUACGAUGUGGAGAGGCACAUCUGGAAGCUCGUCAACAUCCCCAUCAGCUAUCGUCGGCUCUCACACACUGCCACCAUUGUGGGCUCAUACCUCUUUGUCAUCGGAGGCCACGAUGGCCACGAGUACUGCGCCGAUGUGCUGCUCCUCAAUUUAGUUACAAUGACGUGGGACAGGCGGAAGACGUACGGCCUGCCACCUAGCGGACGAGGAUACCACGGCACGGUCCUGUACGAUAGUAGGUUACUUGUGGUUGGCGGGUUUGACGGCAGCGAUGUAUUUGGCGAUGUUAUGAUUCUGGAGUUGGCGGUUCAUGCGUAUUACUCGCAAAUUAGUCAUUUCACGAUUGAUGUAUGAUGACGGGAAGCUUUACACGAUUAUGAAGGAAGAGGAGGGAAGAAACGUUGGAUAUUUCUUUUGUUAAUCUUGCAUUUUCCGAUUUAUUUGACCCUAUGUGUGCAUAGAAGAAGCUGAUUAAUUCGGUUUGGUUUUCCCUUUUUCUUAAUGUACAGAAGCAAGCAGCAUAGCCUUUCCCAUGUAUGUAUGUAGCUUGCCAAGAAGAUAAGAUAUAGAGUAAGCUUUCUUAUUUCAUGAUACCACAAGUCUUUUAAAAAGAAAAAAAAAAAGAGGAGCA
Messenger RNA from Trichoderma asperellum CBS 433.97, 2059 nucleotides. RefSeq lists its product as uncharacterized. Lineage: Eukaryota; Fungi; Ascomycota; Sordariomycetes; Hypocreales; Hypocreaceae. The record is from RefSeq and is a predicted model, not a curated record. Gene Ontology annotation, molecular function: protein binding.